Molecule: messenger RNA, 1695 nt
Organism: Papaver somniferum (opium poppy)
Lineage: Eukaryota; Viridiplantae; Streptophyta; Magnoliopsida; Ranunculales; Papaveraceae
Exons: 2
Coding region: 1-1695 (564 amino acids)
Molecular function (GO): nucleic acid binding; RNA-DNA hybrid ribonuclease activity
Source: RefSeq, a predicted model, not a curated record
AUGUUGGCUGAUUUUCCUAAUAAAUAUUUUGGGAUUAUGCUGACUCAAGGAAGUGUGAGAUCAAACCAUGUUUGGCAGAUAGUUGAAAUGAUGCAUGAAAGUUUAGCAGGAUGGAAGGGUAAAGUUCUAUCUUUUCAAGAAAGACUCAUAUUAGUAAAGCAUGUUCUUGGAAGCUAUCCCAUUUACUCAAUGUCAGUGUACAAGUGGCCUAAGAGGGUCAUUAGGGAGUGUGAAAAAAUAAUGAGGAAUUUUUUGUGGUCAGGGGACCCUUCUACAAAAAAGAUGGUUACUCUGCAAUGGAAUAAAACAUGUUCUCCAUUUAAGGAAGGUGGUCUUGGUAUAAGAAAAAUGGAGACCAUCAAUAAAGCUCUCUUAAUGAAGUUACUAUGGAGGAUACAAACAUGUACUGAUGAAUUCUCAAGGUUUUUCCAGGGAAAGUACAAAAAUAAAAAAGGGGAAUGGAUAUCUUACUAUAAGAAAUCUUCCAUUUGGCCUGAAAUUAGAUGGAUAAUUGGUGCAGUAGAAGAACAUACAAGAUGGAUUGUAGGUGAUGGCAACAAUGUUUCAGUUUGGAAGGAUAUAUGGGUUAAAGAAUUUCCUCUUCAGGAAAUGUUCCCAGACAAUACAUACAUUUUGCAGUUUCCUAAAAUGAAGGUGGCAGAUCUUAUUCUAGAAGGUGAAUGGGUAGUCCCAACUGAAAUUAUGGCAAUGAUAAAUAUUAUGGAAUUACCAACCUUGGGUGGAGGAGCUGAUAAAAGGGUAUGGACUGGAACAAUUACAGGACAAUUCACUGUAAGAUCAGCAGUUGAAGUUGUGAGAUGUAAAUUCCCAGAAAUUCAAUGGUGUAAAAAGGUGUGGCACAACUCAAUUCAUCCCAGCAUAUCCAGAGUUGUUUUUCAUUUUAAAAAUCCAAGAAAGCUUGAAGACAUUUUUCACUUAGCAAAGAACAAGAGUCCAACUAUGCAAGAACUAUGGAUUUUAAGUGCUUUCUGCACAAUGAAGGAGAUCUGGUUUUUGAGAAAUGAAUGUGUAUAUGGAAAUGGAAAAUGUGAUAGUAACAGUUCUAAAAUGAGAAUCAUGAAAAUCAUAAGUGACAGUGAGAUUAGACUGAAGACUCGGAUGUGGAACAACCAAUAUGACUUACAGGUUCACAAAUAUUUUGGAAUGAAGACAAGAAGUGUAAAAACUCUCAAAGUAAUAGAAGUUUUCUUUCAUCUUCCAGACCAAGGGAAGUUAUUGCUCUGUUGUGAUGGAGCAUCUAGAGGCAAUCCAGGUAUAUCUGGUUAUGGAAUUAUUGGAAGAAAUUAUAUGGGAGAUUUCAUCAUUGCAAUUUCAGAAGGCAUUGGAGUGUCUACAAAUUAUUAUGCAGAAAUCUUUGCAAUCCUUAUUGCAGGUGAGUGGGCAGUAAACAAUGGAUUCAUAUACCUUGUUUUCAGAACAGAUUCAAAAUCAGUCCAAUAUGCUUUCACAUACAAUAAGAUUCCUUGGUUUGCUUCUACUAGAUGGGAGAAGAUAUCAUCUGCUGCACAAACUUGGAGCUUUGAACAUAGCUACAGAGAAGCUAAUCCAUCUGCAGAUAAACUAGCCAAAAAAGGUGCUAUUUUGAACUGUGGAGAACAAAGAGUUUAUGUAGAGAAACCAAGCUUCCUGGGCUGUCUUGAAAGCCCAGAUCAAAUUUUCUUUAGAUUUUGUUAA